This is a messenger RNA of Candoia aspera, 1176 nucleotides long. It is a transcript of the gene GBX1, whose product is annotated as gastrulation brain homeobox 1. The transcript is spliced from 3 exons. NCBI's taxonomy places the organism in Eukaryota, Metazoa, Chordata, Lepidosauria, Squamata, Candoiidae. Gene Ontology annotation, biological process: regulation of nervous system development; regulation of transcription by RNA polymerase II. Gene Ontology annotation, cellular component: nucleus. Gene Ontology annotation, molecular function: RNA polymerase II transcription regulatory region sequence-specific DNA binding; DNA-binding transcription factor activity, RNA polymerase II-specific. The record is from RefSeq and is a predicted model, not a curated record. Bases 1 to 1059 code for a protein of 352 amino acids.
AUGCAGAGGCCAACCAGCGGCCAAGGCACUGCUUUCUCCAUCGAUUCGCUGAUCGGGCACUCGCCGCCUGCCCCGCGCUCCGGCCCGCUGCUCUACACCGGCUACCCGAUGUUCAUGCCCUACCGCCCGCUGGUGCUGCCACACGGCCCGCUGCAAGCCGCCACCGGGCUGCCCCCGCUGGCCCCGCUGGCCUCUUUCGCCGGCCGCCUCACCAACUCCUUCUGCGCUAGUCUCGGCCAAGCCGUCCCGUCCAUGGUGGCGCUCACCACGGCCUUGCCAAGCUUCGGGGAGCCCCCGGACGGCUUCUACCCACCUCAGGAGCUGCCGGUCGCGGGGCGAAGCAGCACCGAGCCACCCUGCCGCCGACGCAGCGCGGCCGACGGUCUGGACAGCGGCGAACUGUCUCCCUCCCGGGACAAAGGACCUCUGGAGCCACCUGAGCCACCACCCCCACUCCUCCCUCCCUCCCUCCCUCUCUUUCCCGCAGAAGGCAAGGCCUACAGCUCGGACGAGGAGAAGGCGGACGGGCGGGCCGGGGAGGCGGCCUGUGGCAGCGAGCACGAAGAGGACAGCUCGGCGGAGGCGGAAAGCGAAGAGGAGCCUUUCCUGGAAGGACCGGGCGGCGGGUCGCUGGCGGCUAAGACCAAGGCUAAGCGUGGCUCGGGCGAGCCGGCGGCGGCGGCUGCCGGUACCGCGGCGGCGGCGGCGGCGGCGGCGGCGGCGGCGUCCUCGUCGGGCCCGGGCAAGAGCCGGCGGCGGCGCACAGCCUUCACCAGCGAGCAGCUGCUGGAGCUGGAGAAGGAGUUCCACUGCAAGAAGUACCUGAGCCUGACGGAGCGCUCGCAGAUCGCGCACGCCCUCAAACUCAGCGAGGUCCAGGUCAAGAUCUGGUUCCAGAACCGGCGCGCCAAGUGGAAGCGCAUCAAGGCCGGCAACGUCACGGGGCGCUCGGGCGAGCCUGUCCGGAACCCCAAGAUCGUGGUGCCCAUCCCGGUCCACGUCAACCGCUUCGCCGUGCGCAGCCAGCACCAGCAGCUGGAGCAGGGCCAGCGCCCCUGACGCCCUGCGGCGCCCCCCUGUACAGCCCCCCUUAUUUAUUCGGUGUAAAGUUGUACAUACGGGCGCGCCCUUCCCCCCACCCGUGCCUCGGCCUCUUGUACAUAGGUAUCACCAGCC